Molecule: messenger RNA, 466 nt
Organism: Paramecium pentaurelia
Lineage: Eukaryota; Ciliophora; Oligohymenophorea; Peniculida; Parameciidae
Source: the annotation of a GenBank genome assembly
AAUGGUCAAUGGGAGAUUUUUUGGUCCAGAUAUUUCAGGAAGAUAUAAGGGUCUUUUGAGGAAAUAAUUUUAUUUUCAUGGACUCCCAUGGAUUUAUGAUUAACCCAAAAAUAGAGAAUUGAGUCCUUAUCAUAGAAAACCUAAAGGACAUAAGCGUGAAAGAACACGAGAAUAAAGGUAUGAUAGUUAAAUAAAAUUUAGAAUUGAAAAAAUAAAAAAGAAUCUAAUGAAUUAUGCUGAAGAGGAAUUUAAAUUUAGACAAGAAAGAUUAAAUAAAAGACCUCCAGGUGGUUUGGAUAUGUAAUGGAUAUUUUUUACAAUAGGAUUGUAUAGAAAAUGAUUCCAUCUUGGAUUCAUCCCAAAACAGCUGCCUAAUUAUAGAGUACUAAGUAAUUACUGUUGAUGAAAAGAGGUAGAUAACCCAAAUAAGAAGAGGAAUAUAAAACUGAUCAAUAUGAAUUUUGAU